Messenger RNA from Plasmodium gonderi, 882 nucleotides. Its product is annotated as palmitoyltransferase. The transcript has 10 exons. Gene Ontology annotation, cellular component: Golgi apparatus; endoplasmic reticulum. NCBI's taxonomy places the organism in Eukaryota, Apicomplexa, Aconoidasida, Haemosporida, Plasmodiidae. The coding region runs from base 1 to 882 and encodes 293 amino acids. The record is from RefSeq and is a predicted model, not a curated record. Gene Ontology annotation, molecular function: protein-cysteine S-palmitoyltransferase activity. Gene Ontology annotation, biological process: peptidyl-L-cysteine S-palmitoylation; protein targeting to membrane.
AUGAAUAAUAUUCUUUCCUUCCUUUUUGUGUCACUUCUGAGUUUCUUCAUUUAUUUAUGUUAUUUGUAUUGCCUACAAAAUGAAUACCUAAAUGUCUACAGUGAAACCGUGCGUAUACUGCUUGGAGCAUUCAGUGCACCAUUUUUUAUUUGUUAUUAUUGGUCCUUUAUAAAAUGCUCCGUGAAUAAUCCUGGAUAUGUAGAUAACACAUGGGAAGCAAACGCAGAGGAGAACAACAUACAUAUAGAGAAGAGGAAAAUAAGAAACUACACACCAAAUAAAUAUACGAUUUGCGAAAAAUGCAACUUUUUGGUUAGACCAGAAAGGGCUCACCAUUGUAGGACCUGUAAGAGAUGUGUACUAAAGAUGGAUCAUCACUGUCCAUGGAUAGGUACCUGUGUGGGGGAAAAGAAUCUGAAAUUUUUUUUUCUCUUCUUGUCUUAUGGUUUGCUUACAACAAUAUAUAUUACUGUGACGAUUAGUCCGAAAUUUGUAAUGUCCCUUUAUGAAAGUGAAGUUAACAAGGCUUCUGAAACGUUAAACCAUUGCGCCCAACUAAUUACUGUAUGUGCUUCUCUAACAUUGCUAAUAGCCCUAGUAUUUAUGAAUUGUCAGUAUUUUUAUUUCAUAUCUCAUAACAUCACAGCAAUUGAGUCGUCUUACACAGAUAAGAACCCAUAUGACUUGGGCACGUACGACAACUGGAAAAUGGUGUUUGGAGAAUUCAAGUGGAAAUGGUUCCUUCCCCUUAACCCUGACAAUAUGUAUAUAACGAAUUACUUAUACCCUGUAAACGACAUAUACAUGAACAUCAAUAAUGUCGACAUGGAAGACACACUUUUAUCUAGUCACAAUGAAAAUUUGAAUGAAGAAAACGUCUGA